AAUAGCAUAAGUGGUUAAAAGGAAUAAUUUGUAUUUUUUUUUAAAAUGAAAAAAAAUUCCCAAAAGGCAAGAGAGUAGAAGACUUUCUCAAGUUCUCCCUCGUCCAUGUUGUAUGUUGUAGACACAAAACACCAUCACAAUUAUACGCGCAAUCUCUCCUCUAUUUGCUCAUACGGAACGGAUGUACUUGAAAAACCACUCAUCUUGUUCCUUUGUUCACUUGAGAUUUUUUUUCUACCACUAGUUUCUUUCCUUUGUCUUUAUCUCCUUCAUACAUCGCAAUCCCAGAAAUAAAUCCCCCCCCCCCGAAUCUUUUUGUUUCUUCAGACAAUGGAAAAUGAUCCUUUGCUUCUGUAUGCAAGUCCCCGGAAGAAACCAACGCCGCCCACACCUCUCUUUCCCCUCCCUGAACACGAUGAAGUCUCUCUCCCUGUCUCUUUAACUCCAUCUGAGCUUAAAGAUAGACUCAUCUUUGGUCCUUCUCCUCCUCCUUCUUCCUUUUCUCCCAUUGAUUCUUCUCCCAUCUUUGAUGCCUUAGCUUCAUCUCUUCAAUCCCCCCGACCUUCUUCUUCUUCUUCUCCUCCUCAAGACACUGUUGUAAAUCUCCAAGACCCUCUUUUGCAGCCAACCCAACUUAAUUCACCCACUCCAGCACCAGCUUCAUGGUUAAUUGACCCAGAUUUCAUAUGGGAAAAAUCCAAUCUUCACAGGUCCAAAACGGCACCUGCCAUGGCUGUUUUAAAUGAUGUCAUCCGCUCUUCAAUUCCCAAACCUCAACUGGGGUCUCAAUCCAUUGUAAGACAAGCUUUUGUGCUUUUAGUCUUGUAUUUAACUUUGGGUGUUGUUAUCUUUUGGUUUAAUAGGCAUAAUUUCUUGGGUAAUGAAACUCACCCGGUUGUCGAUGCAUUGUAUUUUUGUAUUGUGACAAUGUGCACAAUUGGAUACGGUGAUAUUAUCCCUAAUAGUGUGGCAACCAAGUUGUUUUCAAUAUUAUUUGUGUUGGUCGGAUUCGGUUUUAUUGAUAUUUUGCUUAGUGGGAUGGUUAGCUAUGUACUUGAUUUGCAGGAGAGUUAUUUGUUGAGAACUGUUGAACAUGAGGGUCAAAAGAAGGACUCUGCGAGAUCUUAUAUAAUUGAUGUCAAAAAGGGGAGGAUGAGGAUAAGAAUGAAGGUGGGAUUGGCAUUAGGAGUUGUGGUUCUUUGUAUUGGAAUUGGUGUUGGUGUUAUGCAUUUUGUUGAGAGGCUUGGGUGGUUGGAUGCUUUUUAUCUUUCUGUUAUGUCGGUCACUACAGUUGGCUAUGGGGAUAGAGCAUUUAAGACAUUGCCUGGUAGGAUUUUUGCUGCUAUUUGGUUGCUUGUUUCCACUCUGGCUGUUGCUCGAGCGUUUCUGUAUUUGGCUGAGGCUAGAGUGGAUAAGAGGCAUAGGACAAUGGCGAAGUGGGUGCUUGGACAGGACAUGACUGUCUCGGAGUUUCUUGCCGCUGAUAUUGACAACAAUGGUUUUGUGAGGUUAUUAUUAUCAAGUGCAGUGCAUAGUUGCUUCUGGAUGCUUCUAAUAGGGCAAAUCCGAGUUUGUGAUAUACAAGCUCAAGGAGAUGGGGAAGGUAUCAGAAAAAGACAUCAUGCAGAUCAGCGAGAAGUUCGAUAGGCUAGAUGCUGGCAACUGUGGGAAGAUAACUCUUGCUGAUCUUAUGGAGCAUCAUCAUUAAUCUGCAAGAAACCUUGCUUAUAAUCAUCGUUAUGAUACGGCGAAGGUGGCAAGGACGGUCAUGGAUGACAUUGAAUCAUCAACUGCAGAAAUGGCAGUGGUUAGAAAUCAAGGCAAGCAACAAUGACGGUUUAUUCGAAUCUUCAUGCAUGUUGACUUGGUCCUCUUGCUCAUCCCAUAAUGUCUUAUUCCAUAGAUGAGCCGUCUACCUUCCCGGUGUAGUUCUUUCUUUUGGUUUUAGGGUUAGAAACUCGGCACGACAAUCCUGGGAUGCAUCAUUCACCAACUUGACUAGUGGAUAAAACCCUUUUGUUGGUCGGACUAAGUCGGGCUUGUUGAGUGGUGGGCCUAUGUUUCCUUAGCGGAAUACAUGUGUAUAAUAUGGGCAUGUUUAGUUUAGGUGGUUGGAUAAGCACCUUAGGAGUAUGUCCGAAUAUAUGUUCUAUUUAGGUGGUUGGUUGGAUUGGAUGAGUUGCCUAUGUAAAAGUAUAUGUUGAUGCCAGUUUUUUAUGAAAAUGAAUUUUGUACAAAA
Molecule: messenger RNA, 2239 nt
Organism: Gossypium arboreum
Lineage: Eukaryota; Viridiplantae; Streptophyta; Magnoliopsida; Malvales; Malvaceae
Product: two-pore potassium channel 3
Exons: 3
Coding region: 331-1647 (438 amino acids)
Biological process (GO): stabilization of membrane potential; potassium ion transmembrane transport
Cellular component (GO): plant-type vacuole membrane
Molecular function (GO): potassium ion leak channel activity
Source: RefSeq, a predicted model, not a curated record